AUGAAUGGAUACACUGACUACGCCCCCAGCCCCAGUGACCCUUCCAAGGAGACUGUGGAGCCCUGGCCCAGACAAGCCCCCCUCCAGGAGGACGUGGACAUGAGCAAUGGCACAAGCGGGAAUGAAACCAACGAGAACGGCUCGACGGGGCGGGACUCACGGGGCAGCAACUGUGACGACAGCGGCCGGGAGCUGGGGAUGCUGGUGGGGCCGCCCGGCACCUGCCAGGGUCCAGGUACAUUUAGUGUGAUGAUGGUGAAGUCUGAAGACCACCCGUCCACAAGUGGCUGCAGCAGCGAGCAGUCCACCAAAGUGGACGCCCACAAAGAGCUGAUCAAAACGCUGAAGGAGCUGAAGGUCCACCUCCCUGCGGACAAGAGGGCCAAGGGGAAGGCCAGCACCUUGUUGACCCUCAAGUACGCCCUGAGGAGCGUGAAGCAGGUGAAAGCCAAUGAGGAGUACUACCAGCUGCUGAUGUCCAGUGAGGACCACCCCUGCAGCGCCCAUGUACCCUCCUACACGGUGGAGGAAAUCGAGAGCAUCACCUCCGAGUUCAUCGUGAAGAACACGGACAUGUUUGCCGCGGCCGUGUCCCUGGUGACCGGGAAAAUCCUGUACAUCUCUGACCAAGUGGUCUCCAUCUUCCACUGUAAGCGGGGCACCUUCCGCGACACCAAGUUCGUGGAGUUCCUGGCGCCCCAUGACGUGGGUGUGUUCCACAGCUGCACCACGCCAUGCAAGCUGCCGCGCUGGGGUGUCCGCCGCCGAGCAGACUCUUUUACUCAAGAAUGCACGGAGGAGAAAUCUUUCUUUUGCCGCGUCAGUGUCGGCAAAAACCACGAGAGCGAAAUCCGCUACCACCCGUUCCGCAUGACGCCCUACCUGGCCCAGGUGCGCGACCAGCAGGGCACCGAGAGCCAGUUGUGCUGCGUGCUGCUGGCAGAGAGGGUGCACUCGGGCUACGAAGCCCCUAGAAUCCCUCCUGAAAAGAGAAUUUUUACGACCACACAUUCGCCAAAUUGUUUGUUCCAGGACGUGGACGAAAGGGCGGUCCCCCUCCUGGGCCACCUGCCCCAGGACCUGAUCGAGACCCCUGUGCUCGUGCAGCUGCACCCCAGCGACAGGCCCCUGAUGCUUGCCAUCCACAAAAAGAUCGUGCAGUCUGGCGGGCAGCCUUUCGACUAUUCCCCCAUCCGGUUCCGUGCCCGGAAUGGGGAGUACGUCACACUGGACACCAGCUGGUCCAGCUUCAUCAACCCGUGGAGCAGGCAGAUCUCCUUCGUCAUCGGGAGACACAGAGUCAGGGUGGGGCCUUUGAAUGAGGACGUGUUCUCGGCUCAGCCGCGUGUGGAGGAGCAGGCCCUGCAGCCCGGCCCCCAGGAGCUCACGGAGCAGAUCCACCGGCUGCUGCUGCAGCCUGUGCCACACAGCAGCUCCAGCGGCUACGGGAGCCUGGGCAGCAGCGGGUCCCACGAACACCUCCUGAGCCAGACCUCCUCCAGCGAAUGCACCGGCCAGGAGGACCCCUGCCGGAGGAGAGCCGAGAUUUGUAAAAACGGUAAGAAGGUCAAAAGCAAAAGUGCUUAUCCGGAUGAAUCUGAAGAACAAAAGAACAAGUCUGCUGCAGAAAUGCAGAGCAGUUCCCCGGCUCAGAUGAAAGCUGUUGCAGCCACGGAAAAGGACAGCUCCAGGGCCAGCCUGCCCAAGGCCGGCCUUCCUGAGGAGCGGACCUUCAAGAACCCGCUCGCGGGCUCCUACCAGCAGAUCAGCUGCCUGGACAGUGUCGUCAGGUACCUGGAGAGCUGCAGCGAGGCCACCACCCUGAAGAGGAAGUGUGAGUUCCCGGCACACCUCCCCACGCCGAAGGCCAGUGACAGGCGCAAGGCCACCGCCGGCCCCGGGCCACAUGCCGCAGAGACCACAUCACUCUCCAAGGUGAACAGCCACACGGACGUCAACACGCACUUGACCUCGCUGACGCUGCCCAGCAAGGCACAGAGCGUGGUGUCCCUCACCAGCCAGUGCAGCUACAGCAGCACCAUCGUUCACGUGGGCGACAAGAAGCCACAGCCUGAGCUCGAGACGGUGGGAGAUGCUGCCAGUGGGCCCGAGUCUCUGGACUGCCUGGCGGGCUCCGUGCUGCCCUGCGGCCUUGGCCAGGAGCAGGGGCCCUUCCGGAAGCUGGGCCUCACCAAGGAAGUGCUGGCCGCCCACACCCAGAGGGAGGAGCAGAGCUUCCUGCUAAAGUUCAGAGAAAUAAGAAAGCUCAGUGUCUUCCAGUCUCGCUGCCAUUAUUACUCGCAAGACAGAUCCAAGGGGCAGUCGAGUGAAAGAGCUGCUCCCGGACUAAGAAAUACCUCUGGAAUAGAUUCAUCUUGGAAAAAAACGGGGAAGAACAGAAAACUUAAGUCCAAACGGGUCAAGCCUCGAGACUCCUCAGGGAGCCCUGGGUCCGAGGGGCCCCCGCCCCAGCGGCUGUCACUGGUGGGCCUGAAUGCCACCGCCUGGUCACCGUCGGACACAUCCCAGUCCAGCUGCCCCGUGAUGCCCUUCCCCGCCCCGGUGCCCACUUAUUCCCUGCCCGUGUAUCCAGCCCCAGGGAUAGUGCCAGCUCCAGGGACCGUGGCAGCGGCACCCGGAGCUCCCCACGCCGGCCUCGCGCUGCCCGUGGACACCCAGCGCGAGUUUGCGGUCCAGCCCCCACCGUCUGCCGGCCCCUUGGCCCCGGUCAUGGCCCUGGCCUUACCCAGCCGCCCCUUCCCCCCGGUGACCCCGAGCCUGCCCCCCGCUUUCUUCCCCGGCCAGCCGAACUUGCCGUCCGAGGUGAUUCCUGCCUCGCAGCCUGAGUUCCCUGGUCGGACCUCAUCCCCCAAACAGCCGCACACGUGUCCCCCGGCAGAGCGCGGGCCGCCCGUGUCACACGUGGCCACCCAGGCCGCCCUGCCCUCAGCCGCGGGGUCCGCAGCCCCCCCCCUCUUCCAGUCCCGCGGGAGCUCGCCGCUGCAGCUCAGCCUGCUGCAGCUGGAGGAGGCCCCUGAGGGCGGCUCUGCGGCCGCAGGGACCAUGGGGCCCACAGAGACCGUGCGAGCGGGGCCCGACUGCCAGCCAGGCUCAUCCUGGGACCGGCGGCCCGAGGCACCGCCAACCUGCGACAAGCCCAAGGACGCCCAGAGCAGCGAUGCCCUGUGCACGCCCAGUGGCCUGCUGCACCUCCUGCUGCGUGAGGACCUCUGCUCGGCCACGGGCUCAGCCCCGUCCGGGAGUGGGGCCUCCACCACCUCCUGCUCCCUGGGCUCCGGCUCGCUGGGCUGCGACGCAUCCAUAAGUGGGACCGGCAGCAGCAACACAAGUCACACCAGCAAGUAUUUUGGAAACAUCGACUCCUCAGAGAAUAACCACAGAGCAAAAGUGAAGGUGGACAUGGCGGAGAGUGAGCGCCUCAAGGACGUCCUCCAGGACCCCGUCUGGCUGCUCGGGGCCGACACGGACGACAGCGUCAUGAUGGCAUACCAGAUGCCUUCGCGAAAUUUAGAAAUGGUCCUGCAGGAGGACAGGGAGAAGCUGAAGGUGCUGCAGAGGCUCCAGCCCAGGUUCACAGACAGGCAGAGGCAGGAGCUGCAGGACGUCCACCCGUGGAUGCUGUCUGGCGGCCUGCCCGCGGCCUUCGACGUGGCGGAAUGCGUUUGCUGUGAAAACAAGGGAAAAGACAACAUUUGCGUGCGGUAUGAGGAAGCUACCCCUACUCUGGGACUCGGCGGAACAACCGACACCACAGAAGAGGAAAACGGACCCUCCCUGAGUCACAGACACGAAGGGCAGACGUAA
Molecule: messenger RNA, 3825 nt
Organism: Lipotes vexillifer (Yangtze River dolphin)
Lineage: Eukaryota; Metazoa; Chordata; Mammalia; Artiodactyla; Lipotidae
Gene: PER2
Product: period circadian regulator 2
Exons: 23
Coding region: 1-3825 (1274 amino acids)
Biological process (GO): entrainment of circadian clock by photoperiod; negative regulation of transcription by RNA polymerase II; circadian regulation of gene expression
Cellular component (GO): cytoplasm; nucleus
Molecular function (GO): transcription corepressor binding; transcription cis-regulatory region binding
Source: RefSeq, a predicted model, not a curated record